Molecule: messenger RNA, 1155 nt
Organism: Mesoplodon densirostris (Blainville's beaked whale)
Lineage: Eukaryota; Metazoa; Chordata; Mammalia; Artiodactyla; Ziphiidae
Gene: C5AR1
Product: complement C5a receptor 1
Exons: 2
Coding region: 1-1155 (384 amino acids)
Biological process (GO): positive regulation of cytosolic calcium ion concentration; inflammatory response; complement receptor mediated signaling pathway
Cellular component (GO): plasma membrane
Molecular function (GO): G protein-coupled receptor activity; complement component C5a receptor activity
Source: RefSeq, a predicted model, not a curated record
AUGGCGGGGGAGGAGGGGGUGUGGGGAAAGGGCCUGGAUGUUGUGUUCAAACCUGAAACUGAGAACCAAAACUUAUACCAUCCCUGCUUCUCUGAUUCCACCCAGGACUCCAUGACUAAUAGCACCCCUGAUUACUACGAUUAUAGCGACUGGACCGAUAACCCCCACAUACUGGUGGAUGACUCUUCCCAAACCCGCAGGCUGCAUGUACCAGAUGUGAUCGCCCUGGUAAUCUUUGCAGUCGUCUUCCUGGUGGGAGUGCCAGGCAACGCCCUGGUGGUCUGUGUGACGGGGUCCGAGGUCAAGCGAACCGUCAAUGCCAUCUGGUUUCUCAACCUGGCGGUGGCUGACCUCCUCUCCUGCCUGGCGCUGCCCGUCUUGUUUUCAUCCAUCGUCCAGCACAACCACUGGCCCUUCGGUGACGCUGCUUGUGGAAUCCUGCCCUCUCUCAUCCUGCUCAACAUGUAUGCCAGCGUCUUGCUCCUGGCCACCAUCAGCGCCGACCGCUUCCUGCUGGUGUUUAAUCCCAUCUGGUGCCAGAACUAUCGAGGGGCCCCCAUGGCCUGGGUGGCCUGCGCUGUGGCCUGGGCUUUGGCUCUACUGCUGACCAUACCUUCCUUUGUGUUUCGUAAAGUCCAUGUGGAACACUUCCCACCCAAGGUGACGUGUGUGGUUGACUAUGGUGAGGACCGUUUAUAUAUAGAGAGGGCCGUGGCCAUUAUCCGGCUGGUCGUGGGCUUCCUGGGGCCACUGGUCACACUUACAGUCUGUUACACCUUCCUUCUGAUCCGGGCUUGGAGCCGCAGUGCCACCCGUUCCACCAAGACUCUCAAGGUGGUGGUGGCAGUGGUGACCAGCUUCUUUGUCUUCUGGCUGCCCUACCAAGUGACAGGGAUGAUGCUGUUUUUUGCCCACAAGACAAACUUCAAAUCCGUGUCCAGUUUGGAUGCCCUGUGUGUCUCCAUAGCUUACAUCAACUGCUGUAUUAACCCCAUCAUCUACAUGGUCGCUGCCCAGGGCUUUCAUGCCCGGUUCCUCAAGUCUCUCCCCUCCAGGCUCCGGGAUGUGUUGGCCGAAGACUCCAUGGGCAGGGAAAGCAAGUCCAACACGUUCUCCACGGUGGACACCCCGGCCCUGAAGACCCAGGAGGUGUAA